UACGCAGUAUUAAUGAAACCUGAGUUCAGAUGUCGUAGGCCUAUUAUAAAAGAAUACUUGAUUAAUACUUUCCGGACGGAGGUGCGUCGGUGCAACCUCAGCCUUAUCUUCCGUUAUGCAUGACAAUAUUGUUGUUCACGUUUCGUUCGUGAUAUAUGGACCUUUCGGCGAUAAUGUUGACCAUGACGCCAUCAAAAGCACGUAUAUAAUCCAAUCUUUGAAAUUCUUGACUCAUAACUGCACUGGAAAUUGUGAAAUAAAUACAGAAAGGAUGGCGUCUCGACUUUUCGGAAUAGGAGCAGCUUUUUUGCUCGUUAUCGUAGGAACACAAGCACAAGGGCCUUAUGGUCAGGGACCGUCAUACUACAGCGGCUAUAACUCGCCCUAUGGCACACCGAACGGCCGGCCUUUCCAGACUUCGUACUAUGGUGGCGGCGGUGUGUCAGUCCAAUCCCCAGGGUAUCAGAGCCCGCCCUACGGUCGUCCAUUCAUGCCAACGUAUGGGGGGACCAGCGGUAACACUGGGGGCCAGACCCAGACAGGUUACCAAGGAAACACAGGGUAUUUCUUACCCCCGGGCUUUGUGAGGAAUCAGCCGCAAACACGGCCAUUCUUACUUAGUCCAUCAUCUGGUGUUGUGCCGCCAUCUACAGAGGGAUGGACCAACUGGUCUCAAUUUUCCUCGUGUUGUCAAGGUGUCAAGUACCGUAUGAGGGUGUGUCGCAAUCUUGAUGCCAUGGGAACGCCCCCCUGCGAUGGCCCCGCCAUUGAUUUUUUACUAUGCGGAAGUAACGAGUUCGACGCAUGCGUAAAAGGGGGCCCAGGCGACACAAUGACAAUACUGCCAAUCGGCAUGAAUAAAAAAUAGAUGAGGAACUGAACUUUCCGCAGCAUAAAGAAAUACAGACAGUUUUUAUUUUUUAUUUAACUAAUGUCACCGAAUUGAAAGAAUAGCAAACCAACAUAGAGCUUUGCCCAUCUACAUGAUCACAGCAGUAAUCAAGUUUUUUUUUUUAGUACAGUUUGGCAAUUAUAAGUCUGUGUCAGUCUAUGAUAAAUAAAAUCUGGAAGAAAUAUGUUAGUCUGGUAUGAUGAGCUCUAGCAAUAAUUGCCCAUAAUUCUGCACGAAUGGAAGAACCCUCUGUAGAAAGUCACACAAUUCAGGGACACUGAGAGAGAAAAUGAACUUGGAACAAAAGACUCCUGAGAGACUUACAGAUGAAAAAUUGGGUGUAAAGAAACCAAAAUGAACUUGAAAUCACCAGAUUUUAGACACUGAUAACGAAAUUUGAAUUAAUAACAGGCGAGGGAGGUCAUAUUACCUGUACAGAUAUCAUUAGUUUUGUCAUUUGUUUAGUUAUUUGUGAGUUAAACUUGCAUUUAUUCUCAUGACUUACAUAUCUGUUUCCCUUGGUCAAAUGUUUAUGUUCUUAUUUUUCUAGUAUAUUAUUAGAAAUAAUAUUACAUCGGCAUUGUA
Messenger RNA from Lingula anatina, 1477 nucleotides. RefSeq lists its product as uncharacterized. Lineage: Eukaryota; Metazoa; Brachiopoda; Lingulata; Lingulida; Lingulidae. The record is from RefSeq and is a predicted model, not a curated record.